Molecule: messenger RNA, 4454 nt
Organism: Brienomyrus brachyistius
Lineage: Eukaryota; Metazoa; Chordata; Actinopteri; Osteoglossiformes; Mormyridae
Product: zinc finger protein 107-like
Exons: 12
Coding region: 253-3513 (1086 amino acids)
Biological process (GO): regulation of transcription by RNA polymerase II
Molecular function (GO): RNA polymerase II cis-regulatory region sequence-specific DNA binding; DNA-binding transcription factor activity
Source: RefSeq, a predicted model, not a curated record
UUCAAUAAACAAGAUAUUUCGCGUCUAUCUUGCGGUACCCGGUAGAAAAAGUUCUUCAUGCGGAAGACCUCCGCGGCGACAGGUGGCGCUAGCACUCCGGUUUCGCUGUUUUAAGAGCAGGAAGAAGCGAACGCGAGUAUGUGGGGGGUGCGAUGACGGAUAAGUGAAUCGUGUUUGUUUUUGUCCAUAAUUUAAUAUCAUAUAACCAUUUCUUCGUAACAUUUUGGAAGCGACGCUGAGCUGCCCGUAAAGAUGUCGAGCCGCAGCGCCUUUCACACGCAGCUUGCCUCCAUCAUGGAGGUGCUGGCAAACGCGGCCGUGGCGGAGAUCUGCCGGCUAGUGGACGAUGGUUACACGGAGUUACGCCUGGAGAUGUGCCGGUGUAAGACGGAGAACCGGGAGCUGAGGAGGCGGCUGCAAAUGGCUGGCUGCGGACCGGCAAGCGGAGUGGACCCGACGCCAGCAGAUGAAGACCAACUGGAUUUUAGCUUCAGGGAAGAUCCGCAGGCUGCCGACGCGGAUGGGACGAGCCCUCUCCGGCCUAUCCUCAUCGUGGACCAGGAAGACACAUCAGACUUGUCCAAAAUCAAAAAGGAGAUGCUGGAAGAGGAUUUGCCAAAAUCCAUAAAUAUUUGUGGCCUAAGCAUGGAGGGGCCAGAAACUGAUGUUGGUGAAUCACUCACUGAUUUUGACAGCUGUGCCUCCACCACACGGGGCACAGAAGUGUUCGGAGACCUGGAUGGGACCAGAGCCAUGGAGCUGACACACAUGGAGCUGAGUGGCCCUGGGUUGCCGGUGAUUAAGAAGGAGGCAGCUGCUGAAGCCAUGGGGGACGCAGUGCUUGGUGAAGCAGGGCGGCUCGCUCAGGACAGAGACAUGCAACUUGACGCUGAAAAGACGACAGCUACACUCCAACAGACUCAUCCUGCACGUGCGGAAAAUGCAGAAGAUCGAGCUCAGCGCCAAAGAGCCGUGUGCAGCUUUAAGGACUACCUCAAUGCUGAGGGUGUGCUCAGUGUUGCCCCCGUGAGGCAAGGAGAAGGACAUACACCCUGGGGAGGAAGCACCCAAAGGGACCAGGAGGACUAUCUGGAUUGUACAAGAAACUGUGAAACAGCAUCUGGCAUCACCCAAGGUUUCAAACGGUUGGAAAUGGAAGGCGACGAAAGGGAUUGCGGUGCGAACAGACACUUUGGGAACAGGCUCAGUGACCGUGACGCUGUUGGGCUCAAAGCAGAGCCUGAGAGACAGGCUGCAAGUCACAAUCUCCUAUACAGAACAUCCCGGCAAAGAGCAGAGGUUUUGAACAGAGGAGGCUCUGGCCGUCCACUGAUUGGCAGGAGCCUUCAUUCUGGACCCUUUGCUACGCAACAGGCCAGUGGUGCCAUGACUGAGGGUGCAGGAUGUGCAGUGGCUGGAGAUUUGGCCUCUGGAAGCCCCCAGUUCAUCAAGUGCUCACAAAUGAAGGGAUCCCACACUGCCAGUGAAAGUUUCACCCCAUCAAGCAUUGCUGGGAAAUCCGGCAGAGGCAGUUUGAAAAAGAGGCACUUUCUGUGUAUGUUUUGUGGAAAAGAUUUUGCCUAUAGAAAUGUCCUUAAGACGCACCUGAGAAUUCACACAGGUGAAAAACCAUUUAGCUGUCUGCAUUGUGGGAAGAAGUUUGCUGGUUCCAGCAAUCUGAAAAAACACCAAAAUGUUCAUACUGGAGAAAAACCAUUCAGCUGCCUGCAGUGUGGGAAAAGCUUUUCUGAUUCAAGCACCUGUAAGAGGCACCAGAGUGUCCACACUGGAAACAAACCAUUCAGCUGCCUGCAGUGUGGAAAGUGCUUCACUCGCUUAUGCUACCUUAAAAAGCACCUGAAGCAAAUCCAUCUGAUGCAUGUGCCGUUCGUAAUGGAGACAGGUUGUGAGCAUCAGAGAAUGGGCUCGGCCAGCGUCCCUGGAAUGGCUGGUGAAUACGGCCCAGCUCGGGCAGGAAAGCGCCGCUUUAAAGUGGUUUUAUUCAAACUCCUGAGCCGAAGCGGCAGUAUCGCGGGGAUCACGGUGAGACGCGCUGCUCGGGUUCCCGCAGCCACCAUGUCGGGCUGCGACCGUUUUUACGCGCAGCUCGGCUCCAUCAUGGAGGAGCUAGCCAACGCGGCCGUGGCGGAGAUCUGCAAGCUGGUGGACGAUGGAUACACGGUGCUGCGCUUGGAAAUAUCACGCAGCCAGAAGGAGAAUGAGGAGCUGAGGACGAAGCUGCGGCUGAUGGAGAUGCAGGCGUCACUGGAGCGCAGCAAGACGCCGGGAGCUCUGGAGGAAGCAGCUGAGGCAGCUCCGAAGGGCAGAGAGCCUGCAAACGGUCAUAGAGAACAACAGUCAUCAUCAGAAGAUGUCCCAGGUCUGGAGGUCAGUGGAGAUCUCGUAAUGACAGCGGAGGAGGAUGUUCGAGUGCAGCCCCUUAUACUGACGGAGUCAGUAAACCUGGAAGUCGGGGAGCAUAAGAUACUUCAGAUCAAGGAAGAGGGAGCUGAGGGGGACGAGGCCGACACUCAGACAGGGCUGAACAGCAGUAAGGAGGGUCAUAUAAAGUCAGGGACAGAUUCUGGAGAUGGGUUUACACUUUCAAAAGAUAAACAGAACAGGAGCCAGCACACAUUUCACGACUGCGACGGAUCAGAGGUCAUCCUUAAGGAAGAUCCGGAAAUGGAUGCUUUGAACCAGGGGUUUGAACAUCAUGGAUGUGAUCAUAGUGCAGGAGGCAUAGACAGCUUUGACCCUGAUUAUUUGAUGCAUGAGAAAUUACAUCAGCGGAAGUUUGUGUUGCAAGAAAAACCUGAUCUAGACGUCGCUGAUCCAUUUUGCUCAUUUGUUACCGAUGCUGGAUCAGAGAAGCUGUCAUUCCACUCAAAGCUGCUGCCAGUUUCCAGCACUCUGCAAGACGUAGGAGACGAUAUCUCUGCUUUCAAGUCAUCCCAGGGGAGGCCAACCGUACUGAGUGACUCGGUACCAGUGAGGGACUGUGAGAUGAGCUCUGAGGUGAACAGAAGGACCAGCAAAGGAAAAGUUACAAAACAUAAUGGACUGCAGACUGAUGACAAUGGCAGUGAUGUUAAUCCUUUCGAUACACUGUCAGAAAACAUGAAGCCCCAUUAUGGAGUUAGCUUGAGGGAGAAAAGGUUCUUCUGUAAAUACUGUGGUAUGGGAUUCAGUUUUCACAAUAAGCUGGAAAUGCAUGAGAGGCGUCACACCGGCGAGAAGCCCUUCAGCUGUCUGCUUUGUGAUAAGCGCUUCCGGCAGCCAAGUUAUCUGAAAGUGCACCAGAGGGUUCACACCGGCGAAAAGCCCUUCCGGUGCCAGCACUGUGGGAAGUGUUUCGGGCAGUCAGGUUACCUUAAUGUACACCAGCGAAUUCACACUGGUGAGAAGCCGUUCAGCUGCACACAGUGUGGCAAAAGCUUCACUCGCUCCAAUCAUCUUAAAAGACACCAGAGUGUUCAUACUGGAGAAAAGUCACUUAAAUUUGCAUCAUAGGGAUGCAUGGUUAGUUUCAAAAAACAUAUAGUGAAUGUACUGCAUAGGUUUCAAUCAGCUAUGUUUCUCCCAUUAAACCCUCUGAGAGAGGAGAGCAUGGGAUAUGUUCUGGUUUAAUUUGCUCUUUUUAAUCGCACUUGCUUAGUGUGGUGCGUAAUUAUAAAAAUGUGUAUGGAAAAUUCUCUCUUUAGCAUAACUAUGAAAAGGGACUGAUCAACAAAGGUGGUCUCAGAAAUUAUGGCAGCAUAGUUAUAGGGCAACGUCACUUAAGAUCAGUGGUUCUCAAAGUCGGUCCUCGGGCCCCAUUGCCCUGCUUGUUUUCUAGCUGUCCCUGUCCUACACACUGCUGAUUACCUGGAUCAGGUGUGUUCAGUCAGACAGCUGGGACUUGUGUGUGGGGCAGGGAUAACUGGAUAACAAGCAGGGCAGUGGGUCCCAAGGACCGACUUUGAGAACCACUGCUUAAGACAGAGCUCCGCCUUCCAGCCGGACCCACCGCCAUGUAUGCCAACCUUCCAUCCAUCCGUCCAUCCACCUGUCUGUCUGUCUCCCAAUCACAAGGAAGGUGGUGACCCUGGUUCCAAGUGAAAUUUGAAUUAAUUAUGCUGGAUUAAACUCCUUUAAAAAACAGCAGCAUGGUAUUUUAGACAUACUGCAUUUUAGUUGUCAUACCGAUAAAACAAAAGAAAAUUGUGAAAUAAGUUCAACCACAUUCUGUUUUGUUUAUUUUAUAAGUCACUGAAUAAGUACUAUUAUUGCAAGUCCAUGUUUUCCACAAGUUUAAACAGGUAGUGACGUAAGCAGUAAGUGAGAGCAACAUUUUAGCUAUUUGUACUGUUAUUGUAAAUUAUGAGUCAUAAUCACCCGCCCAUUUGUUAAAAGUUAUUAAAAUAAUUUUGUAUACCUGAGAGCAUCAUUAAUAAAUUAACGGAUUUACAGGU